Messenger RNA from Fulvia fulva, 2373 nucleotides. RefSeq names its product Molybdenum cofactor sulfurase. The record is from RefSeq and is a predicted model, not a curated record. The coding region runs from base 1 to 2373 and encodes 790 amino acids. The transcript has a single exon. NCBI's taxonomy places the organism in Eukaryota, Fungi, Ascomycota, Dothideomycetes, Mycosphaerellales, Mycosphaerellaceae. Gene Ontology annotation, biological process: Mo-molybdopterin cofactor biosynthetic process. Gene Ontology annotation, molecular function: molybdenum cofactor sulfurtransferase activity; pyridoxal phosphate binding; molybdenum ion binding.
AUGGCCACCAACCUGGAGAGCAUGAUCCCAGAGGCAUACAAUGCUUAUAUUGAAGACAUGCGGAGACGGGAAUAUCCUAUGCUGAAGGACUCCCUCUACCUCGACCAUGCCGGUACUACACUUUACAGCAAGACCGCCAUGGAGCGCUUCCACGCUGACAUGAUGGCCAAUCUCUAUGGGAACCCCCACUCGGCAUCUUCGUCCAGCCAACGAUCCACGCAAGACAUUGAGGCUAUCCGUCUACAGGCUCUCCGAUACUUCGAUGCUGAUCCGGAGCAUUUUGACCUUGUAUUUACUGCCAACACGACUGCUGCUAUCAAGCUGGUCAUGGAGGCAUUCCGAGAGCAGCAACAGCGUUUCUGGUAUGGCUAUCACGUGGACUCGCACACGAGUCUUGUUGGCGUUCGGGAAGUUGUAACGAGUCAUCGAUGCUUUGAGUCAGAUCGGCAUGUUCGAGAGUGGAUAGAGGAGGUGCAUGAUCGUGAGAUGGAUCAGCCACACCUCCUUGCUUUCCCUGCUCAGUCGAAUAUGAAUGGUCGAAGACUGCCGUUGAAGUGGUCAAGUCAACUCAGCUCGGUCGACAAUGUGUACACGCUGCUUGAUGCCGCAGCAUAUGCUGCAACGUCACCUCUACGCUUGGACAACAUUGAUACUGCGCCGGACAUCACCGUCUUGAGCUUCACGAAGAUUUUCGGGUUCCCGGACUUGGGCGGCUUGAUCGUCAAGAAGAGUGCUGCACACUUGUUCGAGCGGCGUAAGUACUUUGGAGGUGGCACAGUCGACAUGGUCGUGUGUCUCAAAGAGCAGUGGCACGAGCCAAAAGCUGGCGCUCUUCAUGGUCGGCUAGAGGAUGGUACACUUCCCAUUCACAGCAUACUUGCCUUGAGAUCGGCUAUGCAGGCUCACGCUGAGCUUUUCUCGUCGUUGGACAGAGUUGCUGCUCACACCGCUUGGCUUGCCAAACGGCUCUACACGAAUCUUUCAUCAUUACGACAUGGUAAUGGCAAGCAUGUCUGCAAGAUUUACAUCGACGAAGCAUCUUCUUAUGGCAAUGCGAAUACUCAGGGACCAACCAUAGCUUUCAACCUCAAAGACAGCCGUGGACGUUGGGUUAGUAACUCUGAGAUUGAGCAGCUCGCAUCGAUCCGCGAUAUACACCUACGUACUGGGGGCUUAUGUAACCCAGGUGGUAUCGCGACAUGUCUGGGUCUCGAGCCUUGGGAAAUGAAGGAGAACUUCUCGGCCGGCUUUCGGUGUGGCAGCGAGAACGACAUCAUGAACGGCAAGCCGACUGGCGUGGUGCGCGUCAGCCUCGGAGCAAUGAGCACCUCAUCGGAUGCGUCCCGCUUCAUUGAAUUUGUCGAAGAGUUCUUCGUGGACAAGACAGGCUCUGAAUCGCGGCCUCCUUCGCCACUACUUGUCAACGAUCCGCAAACAGCGUGUUUCUAUGUGGAGAGCCUGACUGUGUACCCGAUCAAAAGCUGCGCCGGAUGGCGGGUACCGUACGAUACGCCAUGGGACAUACAUCGAGAAGGUCUCGCCUGGGAUCGUGAGUGGUGCGUUGUGAAGCAGGUCACAGGCACCGCUUUAAGCCAGAAAGCACAUCCGCGAAUGGCACGUAUUCGACCCUUUCUGGACUUCAGCGAAGGCUUGCUACGUAUCACCGUCACCGGUAGCGAUGAGAGUAUCGCCGUGCCUUUGUCGAGAGAUCCGCAGCACUUCGCGGCAGCUGACUUCAGGAAUGCCGAUGCUACUGUCUGUGGCGAACGGGUCCAAGCACGAAUAUACACAUCUCCAUCAAUCGCAGACUUCUUCACCGAGGCUAUCGGUGUUCCCUGCACACUGGCUCGCUUCCCGGCAGCAAGUCGAACGUCUCCACCAGUACGACACAGCAAAGCACACCUACAACAACCGAGUGCAAAUCUCCCCCGACAGCUUCCGGUCCUACUCAGCAACGAAUCACCAAUUCUAUCCAUCUCUCGCUCCUCCCUCAAUCUACUGAACGAAGUCGUAAAAGCAAAAGGCGGCAAAGCAGCUCAUCCUUCCGUAUUCCGUGCAAACAUUGUGCUUGCCGAAAGUCCACUACUGUCGCCAGGCCAGGAACAGCCAUGGGCAGAAGAUGAUUGGCAAGGUAUGUGCGUCGGUGGCGAAGAUGGAGUCAAUUUUGACUUUCUUGGUGGUUGUCGGCGAUGUCAGAUGGUUUGUGUGGAUCAGGAGAGUGGUGAGAAGAAUCAGGAGCCGUUUGUCACGCUGGCGAAGACGAGGAGGUUUAAAGGCAGGGUUUUGUUUGGUGUGCAUACAAGCUUGGCUCAAGGUGAGGAUGGUGGGCAUGCUAUUAUCAAGGCUGGUGACACUGUUCGGACGUGGACAUGA